UACCGGCCCACCCAUCUCCAUUGCACCUGCUAUACCGGCCCACCCGUCUCCAUUGCACCUGCUAUACCGGCCCACUCGUCUCAAUUGCACCCUAUUCUCCGGCCCCCUCGUCUUCAUUGCACCUUAUGUACCGGCCCACUCGUCUCCAUUGCACCUCAUUUACCGGCCCACUCGUCUCCAUCACACCCCAGUUCCCCGGCCCACUCAUCUAUAUUGCACUCCAUUCCUCCGGCCCACUCAUCUAUCACACACUGGAUUCACUACUACUAUUCAUAAUUUCCUAUAUAGUACAUUGCUAUACUACCAUCUAUACUAUAUACACCCGGCCCAUCCGUUUGCCUUGGACACUCCACCCCCUUGGCCCACUCGUCUAACACAGUACAAUUAUUGCCAUGGGCCGGCACCAGGUGGCCCGUCUCUAUUGGUACAUUGUCACGCCCGGCUGCCCGUCUGAGACAGGUGAAUUCACUGAAGGGGCUCAUGAAGCACCGUGCUAUGGGAUUGCCUGCGUUUACACACCCGCAUCGAAGUGGAGGAAAGGAUACGGGCAGCACAUGAUGCGCCUGUUGCACUGGGUUCUCUCAUCAUGUGACGAGUUUCUCGAGUUUCCAACGGAAUGGGGUGCCCCGCCACCCAAGAUGAAUGGUGCGGGUAAAGCUGCAUUUUCAGUAUUGUACAGUGCGGUGGGAGAGGAUUUCUACAGAGAUGCAGGACCACAGGCACAGGGUAAGGGCGGUGGGUGGGAGGUACGAGCACCGUGGUCUUGGGCGUGGGGAGUGCCAGGUCGGAUAGAGACAGGGAAAGAAAUUGCGGGGAGAGUUGAGGAGGCGCCCAGAUGGAAGUGGGUAGAAGAGGGAGAUUUAGAUGAGAUGUGGAGGGAAGAUGGGAUUCUCAUGAAGGUCAGCUUGGAGGGCGCACCGGGGUCUGAUCCCUCGUACAAGACUUUGAGUCUGACAGCAGUUGUAUCGGCGCUUCCGAAUGAAGGCAUUGGUUCAUUCCAUGUGGUGCGCUCGCUGCUCAUAUCUGAGCAUGCAGUCCCGUUAAAGGUGUGGGGAAUAAGAAAGAUUAUUAAGGGUAAUGAGAAGCCGGAAACGUAUGCGACAUGGGCUGCAGACAUGCAGUUUGCUCUGACGCUGAUCGUGACACGGGUAGCUGCGACAAGAGAGACGUUCCCAGAGCUGUUGGAAAAGAUGAAAGAAGUAGCUCGGAGCGCAGGACUGGCAAAGGUGGAGGUGUGGAACUUACCAAGGAACUUGGAUGGGCUUGCGGAGGGGGAGGGAAACAGUGACGGCAAGAAGCAGAUUCAGAAGCUGGAGAUCCACCUGUGCAGCAGUGGCGGUGAAUCCUCGCAAAACGCUGCCGACAAUAGCUGA
This is a messenger RNA of Suillus paluster, 1373 nucleotides long. RefSeq lists its product as uncharacterized. The record is from RefSeq and is a predicted model, not a curated record. The transcript has 3 exons. Lineage: Eukaryota; Fungi; Basidiomycota; Agaricomycetes; Boletales; Suillaceae. Bases 393 to 1373 code for a protein of 326 amino acids.